Messenger RNA from Symbiodinium sp. CCMP2592, 1146 nucleotides. NCBI's taxonomy places the organism in Eukaryota, Dinophyceae, Suessiales, Symbiodiniaceae. The record is from the annotation of a GenBank genome assembly.
AUGCCGCCGAAGAAGGGCAAGAAGGCGGAGGCAGCGGCGGCCAAGAAGGCCCGUCUGGAGGACAAGGAGAAGGUUCAGGUCCGAGAGGCGAUCGCCUUGCAGCAGAGGCAGGGCCAGGCUCAGAUUCUGAGCGAGCUCAUGGGCUACUUCGAGUCCCACCCGAGCGAAGCCAGCUUUAUGCUGGCUAACAUCAAGGCCGGGCACAUGGACUUCAACAACGAGCCCGAGCCGUCCGAGACCAAGCUGCCGGGCCACAUGAACAAGGUGAAGCUGUUGAGCAAGGAGGUCAGUUUGGGCAUACUGUCCGAGCUCAACAGCGGCCUGUCCGAGUGGCUGAGCACGACAACGGUGCAGCCGGCGCCCGAGGACGGCGGGAGGCAGAAGUCCUUGUCGAGGCUGGAUGUGGCCAGCGUGCUGGGUUACCUCUGUGGGAUGGACCCUGCGAGUGCUCUGCCGUGCAAGAGCCUUGGGCGACUGACGAGGAAGCUCAAGGAGCGGUACGAGUUACUCGGCGCCCGAGGGUCCACCUUCCGAGUGUCCGAGCAGAAGACGUUGAAGGACUGGAGCGGUACAAGUUGUGUGAAACUGGGAGACUUCUGGGCGGAGCACAGCUACUGGAGCCUCGAGAAGAUCGCGGAUGGGCAGUUCAACCUCGUCGACAACACCUUGGUCACAUCCGCCGCCCGAGCCAAGACCAAGGUCAAGCUUCCGGCCGAGCUCUGUGCAGGAGGUGACCCCGUCUUGGCCGAUCCCUUCCUGUGGGCCAAAUGCACAAUCAAGCGGGGAGUGUGCGUCCGAGCUGUGGGCCAGCUGCUGGAGGAGAUGAAGAUUCAAGACCGCUUCGCGGUGAGUCGGCCCCUCGUGCUGAAGGAGUGUGACGGCGGCCCCGAGACUCCUACCAAGAAGAAGAUCACCACUCCAAACGAGGCGUCCGAGAAAAGCCAGCAGCCGGGUCCCACAGCGAACAAGCGGCUGUUCUCGCCCGGAAGCAACGGUGCCGGGCCCGGGCCGAAGGCAAAGUCGCGUCCGAGCACUCCCAAGUCCUCCAACAAGGGCGAGAAAGACGAGGCAGAUGAGGAGCUCCCCGAACUCGAGGAGAACGAGGGCGAGCCUCCCGAGAACGGCGACGGCACUUUUCAAAUGUGA